Molecule: messenger RNA, 3385 nt
Organism: Osmia lignaria (orchard mason bee)
Lineage: Eukaryota; Metazoa; Arthropoda; Insecta; Hymenoptera; Megachilidae
Source: RefSeq, a predicted model, not a curated record
UAAAUCACAACACAUGCACUUCUUAUAAUUUGUGAUUUCAUCCCACAAACAUAAAUACGUGUUGACUAACAUAUGUAUGGAUAAUGUGUAAAUAAACUGGACUGUCCGCAGACACAUCAGGCACGUCAGGCACGUGCUGUGGAUGUGCUUGCCAUUCGUUGUGUCAAUGAUUUAGUUUUUGUAGGUAUGGGUUGCACGUUGCACGUUUUUGGUACCGAUACCUAUAAGUUAGAAAAAAAGAUUAAUUGUCUUUAUCCGCACAGUAUACAUGGAAUUAUUGAAGGUCCUAACGAUAUGUUAGCUGUGUUUGGUGCUGACUUUUUGUGCGCGUAUAAUAUCCAGAAGAAUCAAGGAACAUUAAUAAUCGAGGAAGUAUUUAGUAAUAAAUGCUUUGACGAUUGGAUAAUAGCAGCAAAAUGGUUAACGUACGAUGGAUAUGAUUAUUUAUCAGUUUUGUUAGCACACAAUAGCGUGUGCAUUUAUGAUUCUUCCAAGGAACGCAGUCAAAAUGUAUGGUGCAAAGAAAAAUGCAUUCUGUACGGUGGAUCGAUGUUUGUGAAAAACCAGAAAGACUUGGUAAUUUUUAGUGGAACGGUAUAUAGAGAAAUAUUAAUAUGGGAAAUAAAUUAUAGUUAUUCGUGUAUUGAAAUUUCACCAGUUUUACAUCGUUUACAUGGACAUAAUGGUGUAAUCUUUUCGGUGAUAUACGAUCCAGUUACUCGACUGAUUUGCUCUACGUCCGAUGAUAGAACAGUCAGAUUAUGGGAAGUAAAUAGCAAUGAAAGUAAAGAAAAUGAUAUAAUUUGGAAGGAAGUGAAAAUUAAACUGAGAAAAACAAUGUUUGGUCAUACGGCUAGAGUAUGGAAAUCUGUAAUUAGAAACGACGCUUUGAUUACCAUAGGAGAAGAUUCUCAUAUGUGUACCUGGUCAUUGGAUGGUAAAUUACUUAAGAAAAUUUGUGCUCAUCAUGGGGCUGCUAUAUGGAGCAUUGAUAUAUCAAAUGAUAAUAACUGGAUCUUUACCGGUGGGGCUGAUGGCGCAGUUCAUGCAUGGCCUUUUUUUACUAACGAUUAUGUUGAACCAGUUGUGUUAUUAUCUAGACAAGAUACGAUCGGUUUACCAAAAUAUAAUUGUUAUUUAAGUAGCGGUAAUUCCUUAAUUUUCAAUGAAAAUGGGACUGUAUGUAUUUAUGAUAGGUGGCACGGUAAACCGAAAGAAACCGUUUAUCUAGAAAGAUGUAAUACAUAUUGUGUCAUGGAAGUUUCUUUGUGCCAUUCCUACGUUUGUUUUGCGUCAAAAGAUGGAUAUAUAACAAUUUACAAAGAAGGUGAUGUUACCACUAAGAAAAUAUUGCAGCUGAUCGCUGAGGACAAGAUAAUGGAAUCAAAAAUAUUCUCUGUACAAUGGUUAAGAAAUGAUGAACUAGUAGCUUCUGGAUCAAAUGGCAUUCUAAAGAUAUUCAGUUUCACUAUGGAAGGAUCAGUAACUAUUCUAUCAAUAUGUUUGUUACCACAAAGUCGAGAACGUUGGUUGACAGCAGCGAUACUGUGUAAAGAGCUAUUAGUGUGCGGAGACAGAAGUGGAAAUAUGCAUGUUUUUGAACUAGAAAAAUAUACCUCGGAUGAUCGGAUAAAUAUAACUGAAAUGAGGAAGAAACCUCUUCAAACUUUUCAUAAAGUUCAUGGAAAUAUUGGUAUCCAAAAUUUGGUAGUUUUACAUUCAAAAUUAAUAUCAGGAGGUCGUGAUGGAAUGUUAAGAUUUUACGAUGUAAUUGAACAUAAAAAUAAAAGAUCGUUAUGCCCUUUACAUUCGGAGAAAAUGCCAAUGGAUUGGAUUAGUGGCAGUUUAAAAGUAUCUAACGAUCUUUUUAUAUUGGGUUUCAAAGAAACGGAAUUCGUGAUAUACAGUAUGUUUUAUCGUCGAAUCGUAGCGAGAGUUCCUUGCGGUGGCGGGCAUCGAUCAUGGGAUUGUAUCGUACUGAACGAACUCGUUUCGUUUCUUUAUAUUCGCAAUAAAGAAGUAUACAUAUUUGAUUUUCCUUUAACUGCUUUAAAAUCGCCGGAUUUAUUAAAUGGUUUUCAUACGAAAGAAGUAAAUUUCAUGGAGCCUGUAUUAAAGAGCAAUACGCAUAAUUUAUUUAUAUCCGGAGGAGAGGAUGGUACUGUCCGUGUUAGUUGUGUUUCAACUGCAUCGAUGGAAAAUAUUUGUUGCCUAGAAACGUUAGGUAUUUUUGAUGGUCACAUCUCGAGUGUAAAAUUUAUAGGUUCGUUAUGUUUAGAAACAUCUGAUUUCUCGUGCAGUAAUCAUCUUGUAUUUUCUGGGGGUGGCAGAGCCCAAUUGAAAGUGUGGGAAAUCGCUAUAAAUAAUAGUAAAAAAUGUUUACAAAGUACAGAUGUUUCUUGUCGUGACGUUACAUCUCAUAUGUUGUACGGAUUUGAUCGAUGCCGUAAAAAACGUUGGCAAGAUUCUAAUCGAUCUUAUAUUUUACAACCUGAAACUCGAUAUAUGGACGGUAGAAUUUAUCGGGAUACUACGAACCUGCACUGCAUAUUGCUUUUUGUUGCUUGCGCGGAUGGUUUUACAAGGAUAUUUUUGUACGACACUAAUACAAGAAAUAUUUCGUUAAAAAUACAUGCAAAAUGCGCGAGUCGUUGCAUAGUAAAAAUAACAAUCUUAAAGUACGAAGAGAAGGUAAUUGCAUUAACGAUGUCAACUGACGGAAUCGUUCGUUUUAUCGAUUUUACCGAGAUCGUUUCAAAUAUUGUAAAAGAACCGAACUGUGAAAAAGAAGAAUUUUUCAAUUACACAGAUGUAUCUAUUGCGAAAUUUAAUUUGCAUCAAUCUGGAAUUAAUUCGUACGACAUAAAAAUGAUUGGAAACAAGAAAUAUUGUUUGGCAACGGGCGGUGAUGAUAAUUUAUUCAAUGUUAUUCAUUUUAAAAUUUCGAUAUCGAGUGAAAAUGAACAGUUACGUGUUUCAUUGCUAUCAAAAUGGAACACUUCAACUGCACAUGCUGCACAAAUUACAGGAAUAAAAUUUCACAAAGAUAAAAUUUUUACCGUUGGAAUAGACCAACAAAUCAUUGUGUAUAGUUAUAAUUACAAUGACGAUUUUUUAUCUGUAACAAUUUUAAAGAAAAUCUUUACCUGUGUAACCGAUGUGAAAGGGCUGACUUUAUGGUAUAAUUCAAAGGAUGAAGCAAUUUUAUGUGUUUACGGAAAAGGAUUUGAAAUAUUUGAAAUACAUGAGUAAAGUACAUACAAGUUAAAUUGUUAACAACAAGUUAGUUGUUUGUUUUUUCUGAUAGACGGCUAUUGCAUUAGAGAGUUAUUUUAAUUCGACAAGGACGGUUAGAUCGUAAAGUAGAAUAAAGAAUUAAUUGGAA